Messenger RNA from Prunus armeniaca (apricot), 483 nucleotides. Lineage: Eukaryota; Viridiplantae; Streptophyta; Magnoliopsida; Rosales; Rosaceae. The record is from the annotation of a GenBank genome assembly.
AUGUGUGGCUAUCCUUUUAUAGUGGUUUCGGAGGCUAGAAAGCAGGGAGGCAUAAGGCCAGGUGCUGCCAAUCUUAAGAAUAGUGAAGUUCUGGAAAGCCUGGUGAAGAAGCAGGCCGCAGAUGGGAAGCUCUAUGCCGCGAUUUGUGCUUCACUUGCAGGGGCAUUUGGGUCAUGGGGUGUGUUGAAGGGACUGAAAGCAACCUGCUAUCCAUCAUUUAUGGAUCAGUUAGCAUCUAGCGCAACUAUUGUUGAAUCAAGAGUGCAGGUGGAUGGUAAAGCUGUGACUAGUCAUGGACCUGGUACUACCAUGGAGUUUGCUGUUGUGCUGGUUGAACAAUUGUAUGGGAAAGAAAAAGCUGAUGAAGUAUCUGGGCCACUGGUCAUGCAUUCCAACCAUAGGGAUGAAUUUAUCAUAACUGAGCUAAACCCAGUUGAGUGGACUCCCAAUGAUUCCCCAAUGAUUACCCAGAUAAGGAAUUAG